CAUCAGGUUGCAUACCUUGAAUAUGCACAAUACAAGUUAUUUUUUUAAUUAAUUAAAAAAGGACUGGGCAUGGUGACUCACACCUGUAAUCCCAGUACUUUGGGAGGUCAAGACAGGGGGAUCCACUGAUCCCAGGAGUUCCAGACCAACCUGGUCAAGAUGGUAAGAUCCCAUCUCUAUUUUUAUUAAAGAAAGGUAAAUAAAUAGAGACAAAUAAAUCUCCACUGGAGAUUUUUUCUCCAGCGGAAGAAAAAAUUGAAAGCAAUUUAAAUCCCUAACUCAGAUUCUCAAGAGGUACUGAAAGGAGAACAUAUAUACUGUAUAGCAAAUUUUCUAAAACCCCUUUUUCUUCAUCUUUUACCAUUUUUAAUUUAUCUUUUCACCCAACUCCCUUAAAUCUCAACAUGUCUCUCCACCUUCUCAUCCGUAUAAACUUCUUUUUGAAAGAUAACUCUCUACCUUUUAAAAAGGAAUUCUCAGGCGAGGCAUGGUGGCUCAUGCUUGUAAUCCCAGCACUUUAGGAUGCAGAGGAGGGUGGAUCACCUGAGGUCAGGAGUUCGAGACCAGCCUGGCCAACAUAGUAAAACCCUGUCUCUACUAAAAGUACCAAAAUUAGCUGGGCAUGGUGGCACAUGCCUGUAAUCCCAGCUACUUGAGAGGCUGAGGUAGGAGAAUCACUUGAACCUGGGAGGCAGAGGUUGCAGUGAGCUGAGAUCAUGCCAUUGCAUUACAGCCUGGGCAACAAGAGCUGUAGGAGAGGGAUCCUUCCAUGCCUCUUUCUAGCUUCUGGUGGCCCCUGUCAAUCCAUGGCAGCCCUUGGCUUGUCAAUGAGUCAAGCUUCAGUCUCUGGCUCCAUCAUCAUGUGGUAUCCUCUCUGUAUGUCUGUCUCUUCUUCUUCUUCUAUUUUUUUUUUUAUUUUUGAGACUGUGUCUAGCUGUGUCACCCAGGCUGGAGUGCGAUGCACAAUCUCAGCUCGCUGCAGCCUCCGCCUCCCUAGCUUAAGCAAUUCUCCCACCUCAACUUCUGGAGUAGCUUGGAUUGCAAGUAUGCACAACCAUGCCUGGCUAAUUUUUACAUUUUUUCUAGAGAUGAGGUUUCACGAUGUUUCCCAGGCUAGUCUCAAGCAAUCCUCCUGCCUCAGCCUCCCAAAGUGCUGGGAUUACAGGCAUGAGCCACUGUACCCAGCCUCUUCUCUUCUUGUAAAUUCACUAGUUAUAUUGGAUUAGGGCCCAUCCUGAUUUGAUUAUAUCUGCAAAUAGCCCAUAUCCAAAUAAGGUCAUAUUCACAAGUACAGUGGGUUAAGACUUCAGCAUAUCUUUUGGGGGAGAUACAAUUCAAUCUAUGACAAAGUACAUAAUCCAAUGGGAAAGAUAUUUUAGUAGAGCAGUUUGGAGUAAUCUCUCCUUGAGUGAGGCAUCUAAAAAUAGGUCCCGAUUUCACAAUAAAAUACCUUCAAUCUUUGAAACUAUCAGAAUAGAAACAACAACCUAGGAGAGUUUAGAGAAGAGGGAUUGGAAAAUAGCACCCUGAAGAAGCCAGCAUUGGUGGAGUAAAGACAGGAGGAGGCACUCAUGAAGGAAAUAGAGAAUAGGGAGCCAGAGAUGUUAAAAGGGAACUGGAUGAGGGUGAUGUCAAAGAAGCCACAGGCGAAGAGAGUUUCAUAGAGGCGGAAGUGGCAAUCAAAGCCAAAAGCCAUAGAGAGGUCAGGAAGAAGAGGUAACCGUUGGAUUUGCAAUUUAGGAGGUUAGUCGUGGCCUAGAAUGAAAAUGUUUUCAAUGGAGUGGGAGGGAAAUAAGCCAGAGAGAAUUGAAGAAUGAACAAGUUAGAAAGUGAGGAUAACAUGUAUAGUCUACCCUUUACAGAGACUUGGCCAUGUAAAGAAAGAACAAUGGCUGCAGAGGAGAGAUAGGUACUGUGUAAAUUGUUAUUAUUUUAGAUGGUGAGACUUGAGCAUUACUGUGGGCCCAGAAGAAGGAUCCAGUUGGAAACAAAAAGGUUGGAAUAGCAUAACCAGCAAUCAUUUCCAACCUUCUUCUCCUUGCCUGCCUCUCAUUAUUGAGGCUGUGAAGGAAAAACAAACAAACAAAAACCAACAGAUAAGCACUUUCCCAGACUACUGUACCCACUCUCCUUCGAGAUGACCCCCCAGUGUCUGCUCUCCUCUUCUUUUCAGUAACAAAAUCUGGACUAUUAGUUGGACACAUGACCAUUCUAAAUAAAAACUCAUUCUCCAAACUUCUCUCAAUUAGUUGUGGCCUAAGGCUAAAUGUUGACCUAUGGGUUAUAAGCAAAAGUAAUGUGUAUAAUUCCAGAAUGUGUUCUGGAGGAGGGAACCUUCCUUUCCCUUAGUCUUUUCUGCUGGGUGGAAUGUAGAUGUAAUGGCUAGAGCUAGAGCAGCCAUCUUGGACCAUGAGCUGGAAGGAGCCUAAUUUCCUGAGAACUUAGUGAAGUAGUGCAGGUCUACUAGAAAUUACAUCCCAUAGGGCAAGUAGGUCUGUUCAGAAAGAGCUGGGGUUUGGUGGGUCAAGGUCCUGGAGGAUCAAGAAAAGAUGGACCCUGAAGUACAUGUAUAUUUAUGUGUAUACCAGGGUUAAAAAUAUAUAUAUUAAUUCUCUCUUAUAGAUUAUAUAAAUAUUAUAUAUUCUUUACAUAUACAGGAAUUCCUCUUUAGCCAUGGUUUCAGUUACCCAUAGUCAAUGCAGUCUGAGAAUAUUAAAUGGAAAAUUCCAGAAAUAAGCAAUUUGUAAGUUUUAAAUUGUGUACCAUCCUGAGUCACAUGAUGAAGUCUUUCACUAUCCUGCUCUUACCUGCCUGGGAUGCAAAUCAUCCCUUUGUUCAGUGUUUCUAUACUGUAUGUGCCACCUGCCCAUUAGUCACUUAGUAGCUGUCUUAGAGGUAUAUAGGAUUUGGUAUUAUCCUUGGUUUUGGGCAUCUCUGGGGCUCUUGGAAUAUAUCCCCCUGGGGUAAGGGAGCAUCUGUUAUAUUAUAGAAAGCUCUAUUGGAUAGUGCUCCUCUAGACUUUUUAGGCAUAUGUUAGAGAAGGUACUUUCAUCUCUCACUACUUCCUCUCCUGUCUGCCCACUCUUCCAUAUCAAACACCCACCAGAGUCAUAUACCUGGACUGUUUCAUGUAGGGGUUAAAAUCAUGGGCUUUAAGACCCAAUAGGUUGUAGCUACUUAACUAAUUGUGUGGCCUUGGUCAAAUUAUUUAUAUCCUCUUUGAACCUCAGAUUCUUUGUCUAUAAAAUGAGCAUCAUAACAGCAUCUGCUUCUUAGGGUUAGUCAAAGGAUUAAAUGAGAUAAUAUGGUUCCAAAGUGGCUGCAUGGAAGCAAGCUGGCUUCACUCUCCUAUAAUGGAAAACUAAAAACUAACAUUCAGCACUGAAAUUAUCACCAGGAAUAUCCCAGAACUCAAAUAUGAGAAUGAGACAAUUCCUAGGGCCACAGAGGUGUUUAAAAAACUCAGCAGAUGGUAAGAAAAUCAGACUUCCAUAUCUAUAAGCCCCUCCCCACAAUCCUCCAGGCACCAAGUGCAUGAAAAUUUCCCCCAACUCAGUCUGUACACUUUACAAAGCAAGAUCAAGGUGGACAACUAGCUUCUCCACAAUCUUGGGUUCCCUGGCAGAAGACUUGUUCCUGUCUCAACCACUAGACACAUCAGCAGUCCCUAAAGGAGAAACAUCCCUGAGAACAGCCAGAGACAAAGGGGAGAGGUGGGACUACCAUCCCAGCCCUGGAAACUCUGCUGUGUAAUUUGACAAAAAGAGAUGGAGAUGCCAAAUCAGAGUGGCUGUUCAGUAGCACCACACUGUAGGAGGUUGGGUCCAUGGGUUACCUGGACACUGAAUCCCUAGCCAGCCUUCCCAUACUACUGGGAUAACCCCCAUAAAGGACCAGGGGCACUGAUUAUUAGAAUGGAGGCAAACCUGGAUUUCAUCACCAUCUAGUGCUCAAAAUGGGGCAGCGACCUAGCAAGGAGGAAAAGAAAGAAAGAAAUCAAUAGGUCAAUGAAAUAAUACAUGUAAAGUACAGCCAGUCUUCACUUUGCAUGAUAGCACUGUUCUGUAAAAAUGACUGUGCAAGCCAACACCCUUCAAAGUGAUCUUAAUUAUCAUGGGAAAAAUUACCAUUGUUUUGUGAUCUUUAAAUUCUUUUUUGUCAAAAUAUUAAGAACUCUUACUGUUGGUUAUAAAUAUAUAGAGAAAUGAAAAAAUUAGUAAACCUAAUAUUUCUUUAUUAUGUCAUAAUUUAAAACAGAAAUGUUGGGAAUAAAGUGUUUUAUUUCUUUGCAUAAAACUUAUGACUAGUAGUUUAAACCAUGCUUACCACCUUCUUCUUGUCAUAUAGCUUACUAUACGGAGUGAGCAUUUUUCUAUGCUGUGGCAAAUUGUCAUACUUCUUUCUAAAGUUUUUAAAAAAUUUUUUUGAGACAGGGUCUCUGUCGUCUGGGCUGGAGUAUAGUGGCAUGAUCACAGAUUACCACAACCUUGACCUCCCAGGCUCAAGUGAUCCUUCAGUAGUUGGGACCAUAGGUACGUCACCUGGCUACCUCAGCCUCCUGAGUAGUUGGGACCAUAGGUGCAUACACCUGGCUAAUUUUUUUAGUUUUUGUAGGGUCUCCCUAUGUUGCUCAGGCUGGUCUUGAACUCCUGAGCUCAAGCAGUCCUCCUGCCUCAGCUCCAAAAGUGCUGGGAUUACAGGUGUGAGCCACCAUGCCCAGCCUCCUUUCUAAGUUUUCCUUUGUGCUUUCAAUGUUGUGAGAUAUACUUGAGAGUUUCUUUAAUGUGAAUUUUUUGCUCAUUUCACCUUCUGGAACAUCUUCAUCCUUUUCCUUACUACUUCCUUUUUUAUUUGUAUUCAUAAGUUUACCUUUGCUAAGUCUCUCUGGAUGCUCAUCUGGAGUUGAACAGUGGCAAUGUCAACAUUCCCAUUGCCACCCAUUUCUUCUGUAACUCCACUGAUCUUUAAUUUGAACUUCACUCCUACAAUUAUCACUUUUUGUUCUUUGCUUCAUUUUAUCUUUAUUGGCAAAUUCUAUUGUUGAUUUUUAAGAAUGUCACAUGGAGAUAAGGAGGCAGCAUACUUUGCUGUCUGUGCAUAACUGAAUAACUGAUGUCCAGUGACCAGACACCAGCAGACUACAAAUGAAAUGAUAUGCUUGGUCACUGAUCAUGGUGUGCAUCUAUUAUUUGCAUAGUGAUUUUGUGGACUGAAAACCUGGCAGCAAAGCUUGUAUUUAUGCAAUUACACAGUUAAUAUACUGUGUAUAUUAUUAUUCAAAGCUUGUAUUUAUGCAAUGACCACAGUUAAUAUACUGUGGUAACUGAAAUUUAGACUGUGCUGUUGGGGGGACUUGUGUUAUGUAACUAAUUGGUGCUAAUUGAAAUCUGUGCUGUGCUGUUGCCAUGCCAAGGCAAGGACUGUGCUAUACUUAUACAUUGCCUGUCCUGUAGUUAGCAUUUAAUAAGUAAUAGCUUGUUUUAUUUCUAUCAUUAUCAUGAUUUUAUUGUAUUUUUAUAGUUUCUGUUCCUCCUUCUGAGCUGCAUGUCAAAAAGUCAACCCUAGAGUGCUGGAGGUGGCAGACAGUCCUGUGUUUUCAGCCAAAAGUAUAAAUUGCAAUGUCUUUAAUCUCAAUUGAGGACUCAGGCCAAGGGCCAAAGGCUUAUUGCCAGAGGUCUGAGAAGAGGUUCUGGGGAGUGCUAGCAAGUGGGCAGAACUCAAUAGCAGAGAUCCUGGGCAGGGACUGUUGCUGAGGUGAGGGAAACAGAUGGUGUCUGAGAGGUCUGUUUACAGAUUGCAGGGCUCCAGCUAUGGGUCUUGGCUGAAGCUAUCACCAAAGCAUAGAGAGGGCAGCUGGCAAGAGCAAGGCAGGGCUCCAGGCUAGAUAGAACCUAACCUGCUUGCCAGAACAGGGAACUGGGCCAAGGAAGAAAAUCAAUUACAGCAUACAAGAGAGAGGGAACUCAAGUGCAAGACUCAGGUGCUGGAGCAAUUGCUGCAGCUCAGGGAGCAGCAGGGGAGAGCAAGAGCACUGAAGCUCAGGGCAACAAGAAGAUGACCUGCACCUGAACCACACCAGGCAAAUGAGACGGAAUUGCUCCUGCUAUGGUAAUCCCUGCCCCAUAUGUGUGAUCUUGGAGCCCAGCCAUGGGGAGACAAAUGUGGCAAACAGACUUGUCAGCCUGACCCAAUGUAGUAAUUCAUCUACUACUAUUGAAGAUUUCUUCCUUUCCUACCAGGCAACCUUAUCAGCUUUAAUAGAUUAUAUGUAAGGUCUUAUCUAAAACUAAUAUACUCAGUCAAGACAGACCCAGUUAUCAAGAAGAAAUAAACAUCUGACCUUCAACGAGUAAGAAAUAAACAUGGAAUAAUAAUGACUCAGAUACAUGUUUUGUUGACAAAUGAUAACACAAAUAUAAAAUGCGUGUGAAGUGCAUACAUAUUGCUGGGGCUGCCCUCAGGCAUGUAACUAAAUCUAACCAAAGUUACUUGACCACAUAAGGGUUUAUUUUCCUCACAUGGCAAGAUUUUCCAAAAGUAGUUAGUUCAGGGCUGCUGUGGUGAUUCUCUGUGCCAUCUUUAGCAUAAGCCAGGCUGCAGAAUGACGCAGUGCCAGGGACCCUAUUCACAUCGUGCAAGGAUAUUUUCAAUUUACUUCUAUAGAUCUACUCUCCACCCUUCAACCUGUUCAGUGUCCUGAGAGACCCACCUAAAUAGAUUAUAGAACUUGAACUCCUUGCCCUCUGACUUCUAGUUGGACUUGGCCAAUGGAAGGCCUGCUGCACCUGAUGGCGCAUAAUUCUGGAAGGGCAGUGGGAAACCCUGUGAGCCAGGAGUGGUUAUCUUAUUUUCACUCAUGUGUGUGCAGUGAGUACUUAGAGCGUAGUAUGCUAUGCUGCCCCUGAACCUUCUGACUUCCCAGAGGUGACCAAUGUUUCAGCUAAAAAAGCUUAGCUAAAUGUUUGAAUACUGUUGUGCUUUAAAAUAAGGCACAACUUUCUGAGCAUGGUGAUGCAUGACUAAAGUCCCAGCUACUCAGGAGACUGAGGAGAAAGGCCCAGGAGUGUAAGUCCUCUAAAAAAUAAUCAUAAUUAAUAAAUAAAUAAAAUAAAGUACAAGACGCUAGGAGUAGAGAGAAGAGGAGUGGCAUAAUGUCAAGCCUCUCCAGGAGAAUAGAUGCACUUGCUGGCUUCUGUGAGGACUUCAGAAUAAGGGUAGAUAAGGGAUCACAAAUGCAGUAAAUAAUUCUGCACACGCAGCAAUAUGGUGCUGAAGGAUGACCAGUGUGGAUGCCACUUAACCCUACUGUUGCAGCCUCAGAUCCUAGUAUUUGAAACAUGUCUCAAGAAGGAAACACUUAAGAAGUGCUGAAUAAGAAUUUCAACCCUGGCUUCAUCAGUAACUUGCUUUGGGAACUUGGGCUUUAAUUUGCUCAAAGCCUCAGUUUGCUCAUCUGUAAAUUGGGGCAAAUAACAUCUGCUCAACUUACCUGCCAGAAAUGUGUAUGACUAAAAAGAAAUAGAAGAUAUGAAAAUGCCUUGGCUAUAUUCAAAGUUCUGUAUACAUGGAGGAUAUUCAGGAUCCUCCCAUCUUCAAAGUUUAUGUCUGAGAAACCCCUAUUAAAUUCUUUAGAAUGGCUCAAUAUAGUAGCCACUAGCCGCAUUGACUAUUUAGUACUUAAAUGUGACUAGUGCAACUGAGGAACUGAAUUUUUAAUUUUAUUUAACUGUAACUAAUUUUAAUUGAAAAACUGAUACUCUAUUCAGUUACUAGAAAACUUUUAAGUACACUUCUAGCAAUGUGGAUUUGUAAAUUGACUUUUUUUCCAGUGUUUUUUUCUAAUUUUUAAAAUUUUAAUAGACAUACAAAUUUUGGGUGUGCAUUCAACAUUUAAUAUUAAUACAUUCAUAUAAUUUGUAAAGAUCAAAUCAGUGUAAUUGGGAUCUUCAUUACCUUAAAUGAAUCUACUUUUUAAAUGGUACAUUGUAUAAAAUCUAAAUAUAUGUGAAGUGUUUCUGUUUAAAUUUAGUGUGUGAACUGAGAUGUGCUGCAAGUGUAAAAUACACACCAAAUUUCAAAGACUUAGUUAAAACAAACACUGGGAAGGGCAGGAGAACGGGAGCGAUAGGGAGAGAUUUGUUAAAGUUUAUUAAAGUAUAGCUAGAUAGGAGGAAUAGUGUUCUAUGUGGUUGUAGUAUGGCCAUAGUUAAAAAUAAUACGUAGUUUCAAAGAGCUAGAAGAAAGAUAUUGAAUGUUUCCAACAUAAGCAUCAAUAUUUGAGAUGAUAGAUAUGCUAAUUGCAGUGUUCUGAUCACUAAACAUGAUAUAUAUUGAAACAUCACUACGUACCCCACAAAUAUGUACAAUUAUUAUAUGAAUAUGUAUCAAUUAAAACAAAUUAGAUUUAAAAACAAAACAAAGAGAAUAUAAAACAUCUUUUUAAUAAUGUUUUAUAGUAUGUGUUGAAAGAAUAACAUCUUGUAUAUAAUUAGGCAAAGUGAAAUAUAUCCUUAAGAUACAUUUUACCUCUUUGUGCUUUUUUCUUAAUGUGACUACUAGAAAAUUUAAAAUUAUAGCCAGGUGCAGUGGUGUGCACCUGUAGUCCCAGCUACUCAGGAGGUUCAGACGGGAGGAUCACCUGAGCCUUGGAGCUCACAGCUGCAGUGAGCUGUGAUCAUGCCACUGCACUCCAACCUGAAUGACGAAACAAGGCCCGGUCUUUUUAUUUAAAAAAAAAAAGUAAAAUUGGCCAGGCGUGGUGGUCGACACCUGCAAUCCCAGCACUUUGGAAGGCUGAGGCAGGCAGAUCACCUGAGGUCAGGAGUUCGAGACCAGCCUGGCCAACAUGGUGAAACCCCAUCUCUACUAAAAAAAAUACAAAAAUUAGCCGGGCGUGAUGGCUGGUGCCUGUAAUCCCAGCUACUUAGAAGGCUAACACAAGGAGAAUUGCUUGAACUGGGGAGGCGGAGGUUGCAGUGAGCUGAGAUUGCACUACUCUACUCCAGCCUGGGUAAUAGAGUGAGACUCCAUCUAAAAAAAAGUAAAAUUACAGUGUGGCUUGCAUUUUAUUUCUGUUUGAGAGCACUACUUUAGAAAGACACAGCGAACAAGGAGAUCCUUAUAUCCUUAUAGGAAUUAGGAAUAGGGGCCUUUGCAGAAAUAAAUUCUGUGAUCCCAGACAAAGUGCUGGUACCGUCUCCGGAGUUUGAGAACCCAUGGCAGAAAUAUAGAACAGUGUGGAUUGCUGUCGAGGUCAGCUCCCAGCUUCCUGCCUGAUUCCUCUCUGAUUCCUCUUUUGUUCAGGCACAAAAACACUCCAUUUUGAAACUUUUGUCAUUGUUGCCUUGGUAGAAGGAGACCACAGUUGUUACCUGGGUUUUGAUUUGGGGAUAACAGCAUUUCAAUGACUAGAUUUCAUGAAGAUUCUCAAAUCAGCAUGAAUUUUAUUUUUCAUUUGAGUUCUUUCAAAGUUUGCCUUAGACCCAACGUGUGGUAGAAAGUCACUCUGCAAGCAUUUGCUCUUCUCUGGUUUUGUGUCUUUUCCUCCAGAACAGGGUUGUUUUGUUUUAAUGUUUUGCACGUAGCCAGAGGAAGUCUGGCGCAUCCGAGCUGGCCAGCUGAGCGCAUCUGGAACUGGUUUCUGGGACCGCCCCUCUCUGCCAGCGCAACUCCUGGGUUCCCAGCGGCUUCGCGCAGAGGUGGAAGAAACCCAAGCCGCUCCAAAGUCAACGCAAGCAAAGGGGGGUGGGAGUCGGGGAGGAAUAUACUUUUGGAAACGUAAUAUUGGCCUUGGGGCUCUCCAGCCCUUUGGGACUUCCAAUGGGAUCUUAGAAGCAGCCGAUGCAGCGUGAGGGCAGCAGCCCAAGGCCAGCCACGAUUUGAAUGCUCUGCCUUGCAGCUCUUCUGGAUCGAGGAGCCCAAAGCCCUACCCUCACCAUUCACCAGGUCCUGUGAAGAGCAGCGUGGAGGUGGGCUGAGGUUAGCAGGUGGAGAGCGUGGAAGAAGAUUGUGGUUUGAGUAUUGGACUUCUGUUCUUGAACAGUCCCUGGGCCUGCCAUAGGAAAGGAAGUUCUCCUGGAUCACUGUUCUUAUCUGCGUGAACACACAUGGCUCUGUUACGAAAAAUUAAUCAGGUGCUGCUGUUCCUUCUGAUCGUGACCCUCUGUGUGAUUCUGUAUAAGAAAGUACAUAAGGGGACUGUGCCCAAGAAUGACACAGAUGAUGAAUCAGAGACUCCUGAAGAACUGGAAGAAGAGAUUCCUGUGGUGAUUUGUGCUGCUGCAGGGAGGAUGGGUGCCACUAUGGCUGCCAUCAAUAGCAUCUACAGCAACACUGAUGCCAACAUCUUGUUUUAUGUAGUGGGACUCCGGAAUACUCUGACUCGAAUCCGAAAAUGGAUCGAACAUUCCAAACUGAGAGAAAUAAACUUUAAAAUCGUGGAAUUCAAUCCAAUGGUCCUCAAAGGGAAGAUCAGACCAGACUCACCGAGGCCUGAAUUGCUGCAGCCCCUGAACUUUGUUCGAUUUUAUCUCCCUCUACUUAUCCACCAACAUGAGAAAGUCAUCUAUUUGGACGAUGAUGUAAUUGUACAAGGUGACAUCCAAGAACUGUAUGACACCACCUUGGCCCUGGGCCACGCAGCGGCUUUUUCAGAUGACUGCGAUUUGCCCUCUGCUCAGGACAUAAACAGACUCGUGGGACUUCAGAAUACAUACAUGGGCUAUCUGGACUACCGGAAGAAGGCCAUCAAAGACCUUGGCAUCAGCCCCAGCACCUGCUCUUUCAAUCCUGGGGUGAUUGUUGCCAACAUGACGGAAUGGAAGCACCAGCGCAUCACCAAGCAAUUGGAGACAUGGAUGCAAAAAAAUGUGGAGGAAAACCUCUAUGGCAGCUCUCUGGGAGGAGGGGUGGCCACCUCCCCAAUGCUGAUUGUGUUUCAUGGGAAAUACUCCACAAUUAACCCCCUGUGGCACAUAAGGCACCUGGGCUGGAAUCCAGAUGCCAGAUAUUCGGAGCAUUUUCUGCAGGAAGCUAAAUUACUCCACUGGAAUGGAAGACAUAAGCCUUGGGACUUCCCUAGUGUUCACAACGACUUAUGGGAAAGCUGGUUUGUUCCUGACCCUGCAGGGAUAUUUAAACUCAAUCACCAUGGCUGAUAUGACUCCGUCCUUAAAAUAUUCCCUGUAUAGAAACGUGGAAUUGCCCCUUUGUAGCUUACUAAAACGUUUUUUAUGAACAUCACCUUUGAUCCACAAUAUAAAAGCCAAAAUAUAAAAUGUUCACACUACUGUGUGAAAAUUAUACCUUGGACCAUAUAAGCAUUAAUUUACUUUUUUUUUUGAGAUGAAAUCUCACUCUGUAGCCAGGCUGAAGUGCAGUGGUGCAAUCUUGGCUCCUGGGUUCAAGUGAUUCUCCUGCCGCAGCCUCCCAAGUAGCUGAGACAACAGGCCCGUGCCACCACACACAGCUAAUUUUUAUAUUUUUUAAGUUCACCAUGUUGGCCUAGAUGGUCUUGAACUCUUGACCUUGUGAUCCGCAUGCCUUGGCCUCCCAAAGUGGUGGGAUUAAAGGCGUGAGCCACCCUUUAAGUACAUGUGUUAACUAUGGAAAUCAAGAUUAUGUGACUGAAAAACAUAAAGGCAUAGACCCAUCUAGAUACCAGCCAUCAAUCUGCUUAAUUCUGAAUGACAAUUAUAUUCACCAAUUUUUAAAACUUCUAAAUGUAUUUUUCACAUGUAGAUUUUUUUUUAACAGGUUGCCAAUCUUUUAUAAAACUAUUACAUUUAAAAUUUGGAUGUCUGAAAAAUAGGAUCUUCAUGAUUUUUAUGAUUUUCAUCAUGUUACUAUUGUUUAUGUUAAAUAUAAUAGAAGGUAAACAGACCUCAGGUUUAAAGGGAGAAAGAGUACCAUUAAGUCUUGCUAUAGAAAAAGCCUGUAACUUAAGGAUAACAAUUCUUAAUAUCUUUUAUUGUAAAAGCCAUUAGACUUUCAAAUGAGUUUUAAAACUUUCAGUAUUAUUUAAGGAAAAAGUCUCAUACUGUCAUGUACAGGAUAUAUCAACAUUUACUACUCAUCUGUCGUGUUAAGGAAAAACAUUAUUGUACGCUUGGAAAAUUCUCAAACCCAUUUCUAAUGGAUAUCUGUCAUAAGUUAAAGGGUAUUUUCUCCAUUCAAAUAAAACUAUCUAUUGUAAAGCUACAACAGUUAUAUACCAAAGUAAUACCUAGUUACAUGCUUUACAUAGUCCCGUGAAAAAAUAAUUGAAUUGCUCCUAAUUCCUGAUGCAAGGCGCUUCAAAGCACCUGCACAAAACGUCCAUGUAAACAGCAGUACAGUACAUCAUUUAAAUAACAUAAACAACUUUUACACAGCUUGGCCUAGACCUAAGGAAAAAUAAAACCCAUCAUAGCCACAGCUAAAAAGCAUGUUAAGAUUCACAACAAGAAUUUGCUUCUCUUAUUAUAAAGAGAAGAGCAAUCAUAUAACCUCUGGGGGGUGGGGGAGACCUCAUAAAUAUUUUAUAUUGACAAAACAGCAUGCUCCCUGGGUAUGUAUGAAAUCAGAAUAUUUAGGAGUGACUGAGUGAAUGCAGAUGGCAUUUCUUAGCACCCAGCUUUAAUAUCUAUCAGACCUAGUAGUCUGCAUUAUCUGUAGCACCAUGGAAAACUCAAUAGAAAAUCACAAAGGUAUAUAUUCAACCUUUCCAUGAGGUUCAUUUAAUUUAUAGUAACAAACAGCAAUGUUGCAGAUAAAGAAUUUUUAAAAUUAUUGGCUUACUGGAUUUACCUACAAGAAAAACUCUGUAUUAGGUAUUUAAGUACAUCUCAUGUACGUGAAGCACCAGUUUAAAUGAGAUUAUCAAAUAUUUCCAGCAUCUUGUUGCUGAACCUAAAAGUUCAUUUCUUAUCACUUUCCAUGGCACAAUCUUAAAGCCAAGGAAGAUAAAACUAGAAUGGUAAUAAAUAUUAACGGAGAAAUUCAGUUCCUUCCCUAUCAUAUUUAUGUGUCUCAAGUAAAACAUAGAUGAGUGGCAAAAGGUCUACUGCAUUCUCUGGAACCUACCCCUCCAGAGUAGUCACUGGCUACCAGAGGAUUAACACAGGACUGAGUAGGUCAAAGCCCGGGCUCUGUCAGGUAAGGGCUGGUUUUUACUACUGAGCAACUCACAAACACCACUGGUAAAGCAAAGAGGUCUGAGUGUGCAUACAACUCAGGGAACCCUGAGUUUACCCUUAGUUACCACUAAAAACUAACAAAUGAGACUCCACUGAGGCUCAACUUCAUAUACAAAAAUCAACACAUUUGCCUGACAUGUGUUAUUAUUGUUAGCAUGCCUUUCUUAGGUAUAAAAGGGGUAAUGGUAUAUCUAGGUUUAUGCACAGUUAAGAAUCAACUAUAAAUAUUCAGACUUGUAUUUUAAAAUUACAGAUCAAAAGUGACUCCCAAAAGAAAAUCAAUUUCUUCAUAAAUGAAAUACAGUAUAUAAAAAGCUGGAAUGAUGAUUAAUUCAAAUAUAAAAGCUAGAUACAAAAACCCUACUUUUUCUUCCAAACUACUUAGAUUGAUACAGUUCAUACUACCACACAACUGUUUUACAUUACAAUUACACCACUAGAGAAAAAUAUGAAUAAAACACUUCAGUUAGCAAACUGAGGUUCUACUUGUUGACAACUGCACUAAAACUGCAGCAUUUAAACAGAGCUGAGAAACACCAUUCUUAAGCAUGGUUUUCUUCUUCCUGUUCUUGUGUUCCACAGUGAUUAUUAAAGGAAGGAAUCUGGUCUGUAAAUGACUGGGUCAUCCACUGCCCAUUAGGAAUGCCACUGAAAGCUGAUUCUCCUUGUAACUCCAAACUGUCAACUGCCAGAAAAGGAAACCAAAGUUAGUUUAUGCCAUUAAGAAAUUUUUGCUUUUUUAAAAAUAGAGACUGGGUCUCACUCUGUCACCCAGGCUGGAAUGUAGUGGCGCAAUCACAACUCUUUGCAGCCUCAAACUCCUGGGCUCAAAUGAUCCUCCCAUCUUAGCGUCUCAAAGCACUGGGAUUAUAGGUAUGAGCCACCACAUCAGCUUAUUUGGAAUUUUUUUUUCUUUUUGAGACUGCAUCUCACUCUUGUCACCCAGGAUGAAGUGCAGUGGCAUUAUUUUGGUUCACUGCAGCCUCUGCCUCCCGGGUUUGAGUGAUUCCCCUGGCUCAGCCUCCCAAGUAGCUAGGAUUACAGGCACCUACAACCAUGCCUAGCUAAUUUUUGUAUGUUUUAGUAGAGGCAGGCUUUCAUCAUGUUGGCCAGGCUUGUCUCAAACUCCUGACCUCAAAUGAUCUGCCCACCUUGGCCUCCCAAAAAUGCUGGUUACAGGUGUGAACCACCACGCCUGGCCUGGAAGUUUUAAAUGAUCAAGUAGGAGAGUUUAACAGUCUAGUGAAGGAGAAUGAUUAUUAAAAUAGUUAAGCAAGCUUCCUGAAUACAACUGUAAGUUCCUGUUCUAUUUUCAGAUACAGGACUCAUUCGUUAUUAAUUCUUAUUUGUUAUUAAAGGAGGAAAAUGCAACUAGGAUGGCCUAGAGUUCAUGACAUAAAGAAAAUGCACUGUAAAAGCCUGUGUAAUUCAACGUGAAAUAACCAUCAAAUUUUCACUAUUAGUUACUAAAUAAAAUUUGUAUUACCAUUCCCAUCCUUCAAUCAUUUACUCUCCUUCUAUUAAAAUUCUUCCCCCAAUCCUGACAAAACCGUCUUUGAAAGGAACACAUGUGUGGAGGGGAACAUACCCAGCCCAUUUGAAGAGAAGCCACAAGGUUCAGUGUUGCAUGGAUUUUCUACAUAAGCACCACCAUACGCUGCCUCAUAACCCGGAUCAUAUUUUUCUUCCUUAACAGCCAUCUUCUUUGCAUCCUCUGUGAGGAGAGUGAAAAGGAUUUAAAACUGAUUUUCUACAACAAUUCUGAAAAUAGCUUUAUUCAGAAAUCAUGAACAAUUCUUUUUCCUGAAUGUUCACAUACACUGAGAUACAUCUCUAUUAAUCUUUUAAACUUAUAGCGUAUAUUAAAUGAACACAUAAGAAUUGUAAAAACCUCUUACAUUCAAUUUUAGGUGGGGUAUAAUAUUUUUCACAUACCUCUGCUCUGGCACUUUGCAGGUGAAUUAUCUGCAGGAAUGCCAGAGUAGAGGGAAGACCUUGAUAAAAGGAGAUUUUAACAGUGACUAAUAUCCAUUAUCAGAAAAAAGAAAAAAAUUGUUUUCUUUUCUGCUUUUAAAUCCACAACAUACUUUCUGUAAUGUGUGUGUGUAUAUACAUACGUGUAUAUACACACAUACAUUGUGUGUACAUAUGUAUAUAUCUGUGUAUAUAUGUAUACAUAUAUGUGUAUGUAUAUGUAUACACACAUAUAGAAAAUAUGUUGUAUAUGUAUGUAUAUGUAUACACACACAUACUAUAGAAAAUAUGUUGUGGAUUUAAAAGCAGGAGAAAAGAAAACAAUCGUAUUUCCAGCAAGAGUGCUCUGAUACACACACACACACACACACACACACACACACGUGUGUGACAGUGAAUAAAAGGAGUGAGGACAGUAACAUACCUUGGGCAAGCUGUAGGUCAAAAGUAUACUGGACCUCUUGAACGUCCAUAUUUCGUUCAAUGCCUUUCAACUGAUCUCUUAAGUCCUUCAGCUUUAUGUAGUAAUGAACUUUGUCCUGGGCUCGAGGAAACUGAGCACAUCUUGCACUGGAUGAUGGCAUAACAUAGCAGAGCUAGAAUUGCAACAUUUUAUAAUUUCAGAAAUCUUAUAAUUCUAUUGAAUUCACUCACAUUGAGAUUAGAAUAUUGUCUUUAUUUGGGUUAAUAACUUGAUACUUAACUACAUAUAAAUAUAUGUAAAAAUCAAUAAAAGUAGUUGUGUUUAAGUUCAAAUCUGUAAUACUGACUUAUUACCAAGUUGGUAAGUAAAAAAUAAUGAGGCUCCUUCUAAUGAGUCGCCUCCUGGGUUCAAGCAAUUGUCCUGCCACAGCCUCCUGUGCAGCUAGGAUUAUAGGCACACAUCACCAUGCCUGGCUAAUUUUUGUGUUUUUAGUAGACACAGGGUUUCACCAUGUUGGCCAGGCUGGUCUCAAACUCCUGACCUCAGGUGAUCUACCUGCCUCGGUCUCCCAAAGUGUUGUGAUUACAGGCAUGAGCCACUGCAUCUGGCCUCGAAUGGCAUUGAACAGAGUACCCUACAGGAAGUAGUGAACUUGUACAAUUUUAACUAAGUGGACAAAGGCAGGUCUUCAUUUAAGCAAACACUGGUGCUAUAAUAAAAUGCAUUAAUUGCAUAUUUAUAAGAAAUUAAAAACAAAAAAAUUAAAAGGAGAAGUUUUAAUGUAUGUAGAUGGCAGAAACAUUUUUAGGUCUCCACAAAAACCUGUCAGCAAAUUAGCUUCUCCAUCAAUUAAAAUGUUGUAUAUACAACAUGUAAAUCUGUGCACUGUGUUGUUUUUAAAGCUGUAAACAAAACUUGAAACUAUAUUAAAGAAGCAAAAUUGGAACCAAAUGCCUGCAGAAGCUCUGUAGAGAAGACAGUCUGAAAAACAUUGUUGCUUCAUGAUGACUUUGUGUAUGAGACACCGGUAUCAAAUGCCAGUGAGGUUGGCUGGAGGCUUGUCUGAACUGUAUUAUUUAUACGGCUCUAAAAUGAAGGUGAGAUAAGAUAUAUAAAUGGGGCAAUUAGUUUUCCUAAUCAGGAUCAUGUAUGGGUUUCUAUGUUUGUGUCACAACUGAGUACCAGGGCUAAACCAUCUGAAUUUGACAACUACAUGCCAUUAAAUGUAUUCUGAAUGUUGUAUAUGAGCCAGUUCCUCUCAGUAUUUUUGCUGAGUAACAGUAUGAAGACAUUUAGCUGACAAAUGUUCUUUAUAAUAAACCCUAAUAGUAUUUGAAUUAAUUUACAACUAUUAGAGCUGAAUUAUAGUUAUUAUUCAACAAAAUACAGUGUAUUUUUUUGCAUGGCAUAAAUUACAAUGGACAGAACAAAUAAGGAAAUUAUCUAGAAAGAAAUUUCACAUUUAGCUGAUUUACAGAUUCAAUUUUAGGGACUUACGGUUUCUGUGUCUGGAAUCUUAUGGGGCUGAAGCCCAAAUUCCAAGUUCUUAACCUUUACUCCAAAAACUUCUUUACUAAAAAUUUCAUAAAUACCUAAAAUGAAAUACAAACAUAUUUACAUUGCCCAUAAUGUUAGCAAAGAAAAAAAUAAAAUUUAAAAGUAAAUCUUACAUUUUCCAUUAAACACUGCUAUUCGUGGCUGAUAUUUCUGUAAUUUCUGUACUAGAAUACGUCCUCCUUCACGAAAUUCUUUACUAAAAUUGAAUUAAAAAGUCAAAAAUAUAAAUAUGGCAAUAUUUAUAUGUAUAUAUAUUUAUAAUAUACUAUAUACUAUAAAUAUAUUUAUAAUAUAUACUACAUUCAGACAGCUUUCAAGGAAAGAUCAUAUCUCACAUUUGUUGAGCUCAGCUUGAACUAGAUACAUAUGAUGUUCCUAGCGUAUUUCAGGCACCAGCAUAGCCAAUGCUGUAUACUUACCUGGAGAGAUCUUUGCUGCCAGGCGUCGUCCUUUCCACCAUGUUGGUAAAUCCAAUACCAUACUUCCCUGGUAAAGUGUGAUCAUCCAUAUGAUUCAGUUGGACUUCACUGAGCCCUGACAUAAACAAACACUUCC
Messenger RNA from Callithrix jacchus (white-tufted-ear marmoset), 17685 nucleotides. The record is from RefSeq and is a predicted model, not a curated record. NCBI's taxonomy places the organism in Eukaryota, Metazoa, Chordata, Mammalia, Primates, Cebidae.